CUCACAAGUAAAAGGUAACAAUCAUUUCUUUCCUCACAGCCGAAAUCCAACGGCCCAAAUUCCUCUGCCAACCCGCUCAAAUCCCAAAAUAUUACCAACAAAACCACCACCGUCCCCUCCCGCUUCCGUUCCACCGCCCUUCCCUUCCUCCCCGAAAUCGCACGACCUCGAGGUAUUUCUGCUUUCUUAUAGCCCACCUUCCGUGCCCUCUUCUCGUGCGGUCCUCUUCCUCAGCUUCCUUCCGGUCCGGCGGUUCGGUUCUUCUUUCCAGCAUAAUCAUUUAUCAUGGGCACCAUGGAAAAUGUCAACAACAGAGAAGAUCGUAUUCCAGCAGAAGCUAGGGAGAUUCUACAAUCAAUGGCUUCCCAGUGGGAAGAUGUGGUAGAUUCAAAGGCACUGCAGGUGAUCCCUCUCAAGGGUGCAAUGACUAAUGAGGUUUUCCAAAUAAAGUGGCCAUCAAGGACAGGGGAACUGUCACAUAAAGUUCUGGUUAGGAUUUAUGGUGAGGGUGUCGAGGUGUUCUUUGACAGGGAUAAUGAGAUCCGGACAUUUGAACACAUGUCAAAGAAUGGUCAGGGACCUCGUCUGCUUGGGCGUUUUCCAAAUGGCCGAAUUGAAGAGUUCAUCCAUGCACGGACACUCUCAGCAUGUGAUCUACGUGAUCCGGAUAUAUCUGCUCUUAUAGCUUCUAAAUUGAAGGAGUUCCACGAACUUGAUAUGCCUGGUCCAAAGGUUGUCACCCUCUGGGAUAGAUUGCGAAAUUGGCUCAGUACGGCCAAGAGAUUGUCUACACCAGAAGAAGCUAACUCCUUUCAGUUAGAUUCCAUUGAAAAGGAAAUCCCGUUACUGGAGAAAGAGCUCUCAGGGCCUCAUCAACGCAUUGGUUUUUGCCACAAUGAUUUACAGUAUGGUAAUAUAAUGCUUGAGGAAGAGAGUAAAUCGAUAACCGUAAUCGACUAUGAAUAUGCAAGUUAUAAUGCUGUAGCAUUUGACAUAGCAAAUCAUUUCUGUGAGAUGGCAGCUGACUAUCACACUGAUACACCUCAUAUUUUGGACUACAGCAAAUAUCCUGGUUCAGAGGAGCGUCAGCGGUUUGUUUGUUUGUAUCUGAGUUUUUCUGGCAAUCAACCUACUGAGAGCGAAGUGGAGCAGCUGGUUCAAGAUGUUGAGAACUAUACCCUUGCAAGCCAUCUCUUUUGGGGCUUAUGGGGAAUAAUUUCGGAACAUGUGAAUGAAAUUGACUUUGACUACAUGGAAUACGCAAGGCAGAGGUUUCACCAGUACUGGAUAAGCAGGCCUAAGCUGUUGGGUUCUGUUGGAUCUCCUCCAAAUCUUGUAACUGAUGUUAAAUAUGGUAUGCAUCGAGCUGAUGUUUAACAGCACAUGUGAGGCUGUGGAGACGCUCUUCUUCUUUGCAUCUUUUGUUCUGGUAAGUGUGACUAUGGUUCUGGGUUGAUGGUAAGUUAUAAAAGGGACGUAUUUCUAUUCGCUUGUAACCUUAUCGUGUAUGCUUUUUUAACAUGUUUAAUCUCCCCUGUGGUUUUCUUUUUCUCUUGUACGUUCUUCAGGCUUCUCUUUUAUGUCAAAGUGAGUUUUGGUUUGCAGGCAAACAAAAGGGUACCGAAAAACAUUAGCUAAGUGGCCAAGUAUGUUGAAGAAGCUUCAGAAAUAUUUCAGCUUCACAAAGACGAAAACUCAGGUUUUGACAAUUCGCGAGUGGAUUGCAUAAUGGGAUGAAGUGGUGUACCAUGUAACAUAAGACUGGUGUAGCGAGUGCAGGAAGUGGGAUUUGAGGUUGUAAACGAUCGAUCAUGUCUUCGUCUGAUCGAUCUUUCAUAACGUCCUCUCUUAUAUUGGCAUUCGCCGCGUGAUUGCAAUUUCUGGAGCCUCUGCAGUUGGAGUGGCCCUUUGGUAACAAGCGGGUAAAGGUUUAAUGUUGUCGAGAGUGCUGUUUUCUUUGAUGGAUGAUGUACUGUUGGUUUAUGUUAUAUAGCAUUCGACGAUACUUUUUCUA
Malus domestica (apple) is the source of this 2014-nucleotide messenger RNA. Its product is annotated as probable choline kinase 2. Gene Ontology annotation, molecular function: ethanolamine kinase activity; choline kinase activity. Gene Ontology annotation, cellular component: cytoplasm. Gene Ontology annotation, biological process: phosphatidylethanolamine biosynthetic process; phosphatidylcholine biosynthetic process. NCBI's taxonomy places the organism in Eukaryota, Viridiplantae, Streptophyta, Magnoliopsida, Rosales, Rosaceae. The record is from RefSeq and is a predicted model, not a curated record.